UAACUUUGUCAUUGUAUGGAAGCAUCAUCCUAACUGCGAGGGUAGCAAUGAAUUCUCAUAUCAAGGACAAUCAUCACCAACACCUCCUUUUCCUGAAGAACAUGAGAUGAGAAAGAGCGGUGAGAAUCUGGAUGAAAAUUUGAUAAGAGUGCACAAACAAAUGACUCAAAACAAGACUCCAAGCCAUAUGUCCUCAAAGAAGAGAUGUCGUCCUUCGGAAGAGAUUCGUAAUGCAGUAAUUUUGAAAUCUUCAAUAUAUCCAAAUAAAAGGCGCGUGGCAUAUGCAACUAUUUUGGACAGUAAUUCAAAAACAUUGGUUGGUGGUGUUGAGCUGGGCCGACAAUUUACACAUGUGCAAAUUGAUGAACCUAUUGGCGAAGAUGAGCGCUUGGUAAGAGAAAGGGAGAAGUGUGUGACAAUCGGUGAUGCUUUUUCCUCUAGAGUAACAAUUGCUUGGCCUUCAGCAUGUAUUGAGAAGUUCAGUGGUUGACUUGAGAGUUGAUAUUGAAGCUUUGUCUAACGAUGGAGUGAAGAUGGAAAAUAUGUAGGAUUG
Messenger RNA from Lolium perenne, 553 nucleotides. Lineage: Eukaryota; Viridiplantae; Streptophyta; Magnoliopsida; Poales; Poaceae. The record is from RefSeq and is a predicted model, not a curated record.